This is a messenger RNA of Mycena indigotica, 900 nucleotides long. Its product is annotated as Pkinase-fungal domain-containing protein. Lineage: Eukaryota; Fungi; Basidiomycota; Agaricomycetes; Agaricales; Mycenaceae. The transcript is spliced from 2 exons. Bases 1 to 900 code for a protein of 299 amino acids. The record is from RefSeq and is a predicted model, not a curated record.
AUGAACGAUGAGGCUCGUCUAAUGCAUCAAGUCAACAACCACGACAUCCUUUUUGACGGACCAUUGUUGGCAAUGCUUCCCUAUGCGUCCCUCGUCAACUAUGACCAUACCAAGCGCAUUAGCCAGGACUUGGAGCGGUUUCACGCCGCACUCUCGGACAGGGCGAACCCUGAGGCUGAUACAAACGACGACAAGGACUUGAAUCGAAUGAAUCACACAACACAGUCCAACUUGACGAGCACAUAUCCCUUCAUAGCCCUCGAGCUUCUCCGCCACGAAGGUUCCACCAUCCACAGCGUUAAACACGAUCUCGAGUCUUUCUUUUGGGUUCUUCUUUGGUGUGUGCUUCGCCACACCCUACACAACCACCCCUCGAGAGCUCUCGCCUGUGAUGCUGUCUUUUCUGACAAUCCAACGAACAAAUGGGGCAUCUUAGGCCAUGGAUUCCCCGUCCGCACUGUCGAAGGCCCGCGAUCCGCGCUUUACGAUCUUGGUCGUCUGAUGAUGUACAUGGUCAAGAGGCAGAAUCCUCCAUCGGGCCCAGCACAACCCACGCCGCAACAUUUACUUGCUGCGGGAUACGGAUAUCUAGACGACUCACCCCCGCGCGAGGACAUGACACAUGCCUCACUCCUGAAAGCGUUUGCUCUACAAGUUCCCCGAGCGGACGAGUGGCCGGAGAAUGACGCCGCAAUUCCCUUUCUGGAAUCGGCGGCAAAGUUUGCGUUCCGGAGUUCGGCAACAUUGAACGGCCAAGUCACACAAGACGAUGAAGACGAAGACGCCAGUGCAUCGACCUGCUCUAUGGGGAGCUGGGACACUCGGGCGAAGUCCCGGUGGUCGGAGCAUCGAUGUUCCGAGGAGUUUUUUCAGCCGUCACCCGGCACGUGUAACGCGUAA